AUGAGACGCUCUGCUGCUCCCAGUCAGGCUGUUAACAAACAAACGGAAAAACGUCCACGAACGAUUGCAGAUACCACUACGUCUUGUCCCGAACCACGUCAGUUUGUUUCCAGCUAUCUUCAGCAUGAAGCUCAAAGCCCAUCAGUUUCGAAUCAGUCAGCAGUUACUUACUAUGAAGCUGUUUAUGCGAAAAUGUCUGCAAAAAAGCACAAAAAAUGGGAGGGAGAUGGUUUCAUCGUUAUUUCCGGCCGAAGUGUCAAGCUGAUAUCGGAAUCUGGCAAAACAAUAUCCUCAGGAUCUGGAAACAAACUUUCGUUCCUUAACAGUGUGGACGAAGGCUCCCUAGUCAAGGUUGGCGGUUUUGAAGCCGAGUUACUUUGUCGUAUUUCUGCGUCACUCUAUCAAAGUAAGGUGUUGGGUGUCUCAUCCGAAGUUGUCAAAGACGAGAGCUCUAACACAUCAGCGCCGCUGAAGUCCAGUUCUACUGUGGACUGUUCGUUACACGCUACUCCAGUGGAUACUCAAAACAACAAAGUUUCUUCACCAUACAAGGUCGUUAUAAACUCGGAUACAGGGCCGCCUGCAGACGCUUUGGUGAUGCGACGCCCUCCACUUCACUGUGUGUGGCUUCAGAAUCCCGACGGACUUCCCUUAACGGACGUGACAUUGAGUGCACAAUUGUCUCAUCGUCUUCGUCCACACCAGAAGGAAGGUGUACGAUUUUUAUACGACUGCCUCAUGGGAUUUAAUUCUCCUGAGUUGGUUGAAGCAUCGUCCAGUCAACCCAUUUAUGGUUGCAUUUUGGCAGAUGAAAUGGGCUUGGGUAAAACGGUGCAAGCCAUUGCCACGCUUUGGAUGCUUCACACACAAGGACCCUAUGGCGGACGUGCCGUUGUCCAGAAAUGCUUGAUUGUCACCCCAAGCUCCUUGAUCGAGGCGUACCUUGCUCAGGGCAAUCAUCCCGCGCCGGUAGUAAUUAUGUCUUACGAAAUGUUUUUGCAACAUUCAUCUGAAAUAUGCGGAAUUCCCAAUUUGGAUAUGGUCAUAUGCGACGAGGGUCAUCGAUUAAAAAAUGCUGGUAUCAAUACUUCACAGACACUACGAAAUUUACCGGCCAGACGCCGUCUCUUGCUCACCGGAACUCCGGUACAAAAUCAGUUGGACGAAUUGUGGUCCCUGGCCGAAUUCUGUGCCCCCGGCCGGNGACAGUUUGUGCUGACUCGAUCAAAUUCUCAUCACGGUUUGGACUCCGAUUCUGCGUCUGAAUCAAAAGAAACCCAAUCUCCUGCGUAUCGUUUAUCUCAGCUACUAAGUACCUUUCUGCUACGGCGCACUGUAGACGUGAUUCAAAAGGAACUGACCACAAAAAACGAAUUUGUCGUGUUUUGUCGUCCAAGUCCAAUACAAGCGCAACUGGAAUCGACCAUGCGUGACUGGAUACAAAAUGAGUUGAAUGUACCCUGUUUGGGCGUCUUCACGUCCCAGACCGAUCUAUCGAUAGCGACCAACGAGUUUGAAAUCCCUGAUCCGGAGACAGACUUCGAGGAAUGGGAGAACUUGGAUCCCGAUAUCCCGGUCUGUUCAGACAAGCGUCGGUCUCUUCAUCAAACUUUGUCGGAGAAGUUGCUAUCCGUCUUUGCCAAAUGGAACUACCAAUCUGGUGGCGCUGUUUGUUUCGAGCCGGAUCAAAACGUCACCGCACUCGAGAUUCACCAGACUAUUCAACAUUCGGGUAAAUUGGCCACCCUGGCUCACAUGCUGCACCGGUUGUUCCCUCAUAGUGGUCCCGAUUCUAAACACAAACUGGUUUUGGUAUCCAAUUUUACUCAAACACUGGAUUUACUUGAAGUUGUCUGCCGUACAUUGACUGGACUCACACCCCUAAGGCUUGACGGAAAAACUCCUAACAAGCGUCGUCUUGCUCUCGUUCAAGAGUUCAACGAGCGUGCAUCCUCUGCUCGUGAGUUUUAUCAUCACUUUUCUCUCUCUUUCGGUGGUGGUUAA
Molecule: messenger RNA, 2004 nt
Organism: Echinostoma caproni
Lineage: Eukaryota; Metazoa; Platyhelminthes; Trematoda; Plagiorchiida; Echinostomatidae
Source: the annotation of a GenBank genome assembly